CACUAUAUCCCGGCACCUGUUUCUAUGGCAGCAUGGUUUGUUAAAAUACCCAACAUUUUUCAUUAAAUCAGUAGUCAUCUCAUUUGUGAGUUAAAGCUUAAGGUGUAGUUACGAAAUGUCGUUCGCUAGUUGGAUUGUGUUGAUAAAGAGCGCAGAAAAAACUUCCGCAGUUCAAGGAAACAUACGUAAGGUUCACUAUCGCUUCUUAGAUGGCCGGGAGAUGGUCGAAGAGUAUAGCAUGGAUACCGGAGUAAUUUUAAGGCGUGCCUGGAAAACAAAAUCGGAACUGAUGAGAAAGGAUGAGUGGCAGAUCGAGUUGGGUGAUCCAAUACCAGUUGGGCUGAAAGAGAACGAGCUUGUUGUUAAAGAAUCGUCUAGCGAGCCUAUAUUAUCCAAAAGAUUAACACGGAAUGCAAUUGAAUGGAGAAUUCGGAAUCUUCCAUAUCCAUUGAGUACGUACAGUAUUACUUGCGACCUGAAUGAAAAAACUAUAACUGUACGCACAUCGAAUAAGAAAUAUUUUAAAAAGAUACUCGUACCGGAAUUUCAACGAUGCAAUUAUGCUCCACAACAGGAAGAAAUCACUACAAAACAUCAGAAUAGCACCCUGAUCAUUUUGUAUAAAAAACCAAAAAUAUUAUUAGAAAUGGAGAAAGCAGUGCUCGAGGAGCUGCAAUCCGUGGAUACUAUGGAGUACGACAAUUUCCGCUGUGAAGAACUUCUUGCCGAUUUAAUGACCGAAUGAAUGUUAACCUAAAAUAUUCUAAACAUAAUUUUUGCAUUAUGCAGAGAUAGU
Anopheles coustani is the source of this 796-nucleotide messenger RNA. Its product is annotated as protein DPCD. Lineage: Eukaryota; Metazoa; Arthropoda; Insecta; Diptera; Culicidae. The record is from RefSeq and is a predicted model, not a curated record. The transcript is spliced from 2 exons. The coding region runs from base 116 to 745 and encodes 209 amino acids.